This is a messenger RNA of Dendrobium catenatum, 429 nucleotides long. RefSeq names its product subtilisin-like protease SBT5.4. The transcript has a single exon. NCBI's taxonomy places the organism in Eukaryota, Viridiplantae, Streptophyta, Magnoliopsida, Asparagales, Orchidaceae. Gene Ontology annotation, biological process: proteolysis. Bases 1 to 429 code for a protein of 142 amino acids. Gene Ontology annotation, molecular function: serine-type endopeptidase activity. The record is from RefSeq and is a predicted model, not a curated record.
AUGGCAAAGGGUGAUCCAGCAUCUGACAUGACACCUAUGGCUCAUCUCUUCAUUUACAAAGUUUUCUUCCUGAAAGUUAAGUGCAUUGGAGCUGACCUGUAUGCUGCUAUCGAUCAAGCGAUAAAAGAUGGAGUGGACAUUAUCUCGAUGUCUAUUACUAAUGAUCAUAAUGCUACUUUUUAUCAAGAUUCAAUUUCUAGUGGUUCUAUGGUAGCCAUACAACAUGGAAUCAUUCCUGUCGCUGUGGCCAAAAAUGAUGGUCGACCUAUUAUGGGGACACUCAGCCAUAGUGCGCCAUGGGUGUUAACUGUUGGAGCAUCAACCACUAAUCGUAAAAUAACAUCCAUUGUGGAGCUGGGAGAUGGCACAACGUUCCUUGGAGAGUCAGCUUACCAACCAACAAACUUGAAUUCAAAUUACAAGUGGUAG